AUGGAAGCGGAGCAUGAGUUGGUCCUGGCAUGCGUAAUUUCAGGGACCCUUUUCUCUAUUCUGGGUUCAGCUUCUUUUGUUAUACUCUGGUUGGUGAAUUGGAGGCCCUGGCGCAUUUACAGUUGGAUCUUUGCUAGAAAAUGGCCAGGUUUCGUGAAAGGACCCCAUCUGGGAAUAUUAUGUGGUUUUCUGUCCCUAUUCGCGUGGAUGAUUGUUAUCUCGCCGGUUUUGCUGCUUCUAAUAUGGGGAUGCUGGCUAAUAAUGAUUUUAGGGCGAGAUCUCAUUGGUCUAGCUGUUAUCAUGGCUGGGGUUGCUCUACUUAUGGCAUUCUAUUCCGUUAUGCUCUGGUGGAGAACACAAUGGCAAAGUUCAAGGGCUGUUGCUGUUCUCCUUCUUCUAGCUGUUGGGUUGCUAUGUGCAUAUGAACUUUGUGCAGUCUAUGUUACUGCUGGUGGAAAGGCAUCUGAACGGUAUUCACCUUCUGGGUUCUUCUUUGGUGUCUCGGCAAUUGCUCUAGCUAUCAAUAUGCUCUUCAUCUGUAGAAUGGUUUUUAAUGGAAAUGGUGUAGAUAUUGAUGAAUAUGUGAGAAGGGCAUAUAAAUUUGCUUACUCUGAUUGCAUCGAAGUAGGCCCCAUGGCUUGCUUACCUGAACCACCAGAUCCCAAUGAAUUAUACCCUAAACAAUCUCGAAGGGCUUUACAUCUUGGGCUUCUCUAUUUUGGCUCCCUCCUUGUUCUCUUUGUAUAUUCAAUCUUAUAUGGUCUGACCGCCAAAGAGUCGCACUGGCUUGGAGCAAUUACAUCUGCUGCAGUAAUUAUUCUUGAUUGGAAUGUCGGAACAUGCCUCUAUGGAUUCAAACUCCUCAAAAGUCGUGUUGUUGCACUCUGUGUUGCUGGGACCUCUCGUGUCUUCCUGAUCUGUUUCGGAGUACAUUACUGGUACCUAGGGCACUGUAUCAGCUAUGCCAUUGUGGCAUCUGUGCUACUUGGAGCUGCUGUUUCCCGUCAUUUGUCCAUUACGAAUCCAUCUGCUGCCAGAAGAGAUGCUCUGGAGAGUACUGUGAUCCGCCUCAGAGAAGGAUUCCGUAAAAAGGAAAACAGCUCGUCCAGCUCUUCCGAGGGCAGCGGGUCCAGCGUAAAACGCAGUAGCAGUGCAGAUGCUGGCCACCUUGGUAAUGUUACGGCACCUUGCACUGGUGAGCUCACUAGUUGGAAUAAUGUUGAUGGGACUCCUAGUGAGAAAGGGAUAGAUAGUGGAAGGCCAAGUUUUGUUCUACACAGUGGCUCUUGUCAUUCGGUUGUUCAGGAAACUGAAGCAGGGCCCUCGUUUAUCGAUAAAACCGCCGACCACAAUGGCUGCUUGGUAGCUUGUUCAAGCAGUGGCAUGGAAAGCCAUGGUGGCGACUCUAGUGCAUCUAAUUCCACAAGUCAGGUUCUGGACUUGAAUCUGGCGCUCGCAUUCCAGGAGAAGCUAAGUGAUCCAAGGAUUACAUCUAUCCUGAAAAGAAGAGGGACACAAGGGGAGAUUGAGUUGAUGAACUUGCUGCAGGAUAAAGGGCUCGAUCCCAAUUUUGCCGUGAUGCUGAAGGAGAACGGGCUGGAUCCCAUGAUCCUUGCUUUGCUACAGAGGAGUAGUCUGGAUGCAGAUAGGGACCACCGUGAUAAUACAGACGUGAAUGUGGAGGACUCGACCAACGUUGACAAUAUUCAUCCUAAUCAGAUUUCAUUUUCGGAAGAGCUUAGACUCCGUGGUUUAGAGAAAUGGCUUCAGCUGUGUAGGCUGGUCCUGCACUGUAUAGCUGGUGCUCCUGAGCGGUCGUGGCUUCUCUUCAGUUUUGUGUUUAGCAUAGAGACCACUGUUGUGGCCAUUUUCCGGCCCGGCACAAUUAAUCUGAUAAACACGACACAUCAACAGUUUGAAUUUGGCAUUGCAGUGCUUUUACUAUCUCCCGUGGUUUGGUCCAUAAUGGCGUUCCUUAGGACACUUCAAUCUGAAGAAUUGUCUCUGACUUCCAAACCUAGGAAGUAUGGGUUCAUUGCUUGGUUUGUGAGCACUUCAGUUGGAUUGUUGCUUUCCUUUCUGAGCAAGUCGUCUGUUCUUCUGGGAUUGUCCCUGACAGUACCUCUCAUGGUGGCAUGCCUAUCUGUUGGUAUUCCCAUAUGGAUUCGCAAUGGUUAUAACUUUUGGGCUUUGGGUGGUAGUAAUGCAGCCCAUACUGAGAAUCCUUCUUUUAUAAGGAAGGAGGGCGUUGUUCUUUUCGUUUGCAUUGCUUUGUUUGCUGGCUCUCUUUUAGCUCUUGGUGGAAUCAUAUCUGCAAAUCCUUUGGAUGAUUUACGCUACAAGGGCUUGACUGGCAAUCAGAAAAGUGUUUCAUCUCCAUAUGUGUCAUCCAUUUAUAUUGGCUGGGCAGCGGCUUCUGCAGUUGCAUUAGUAGUUACUGGCGUGCUGCCUAUAGUGUCAUGGUUUGCAACUUAUAGAUUUUCUCUUUCCUCUGCCGUAUGUAUUGGAUUGUUUGCAGCUGUGCUUGUGUCAUUUUGCGGAACAUCAUUUAUGAUGGUUGUGAAUUCAAGAGGCGACCGGACCCCGAUGAAGGCUGACUUUCUUGCGGCUUUGCUUCCGUUGAUUUGCAUGCCCGCAAUAUUGUCACUAUCAUCUGGUUUGCUCAAGUGGAAAGAUGACAACUGGAAGCUUUCUCGAGGCGCUUAUUUAUUUAUGAUCAUUGGCCUGGUUCUGUUGUUCGGGGCAAUUUCAGCAGUUACAGUUAUAAUUGAGCCAUGGGAGAUUGGUGCAGCAUUCUUUUUAGUUGUUCUUCUUUUGGUCCUGGCCAUUGGCGUCAUUCACUACUGGGCUUCGAACAAUUUUUACUUGACGCGGUUUCAGAUGCUAUUUGUUUGUUUCCUUGCGUUACUUCUGGCUCUUGCAGCGUUUAUUGUUGGUUGGCGACUAGAUAUGGCUUUUGUGGGUGCAUCCGUUGGUUACUUCUCGUUUCUUUUCCUGUUGGCUGGAAGGGCCCUAACUGUCCUUCUUUCUCCUCCUAUAGUGGUUUAUUCUCCAAGAGUAUUACCGGUAUACGUUUAUGAUGCUCAUGCAGAUUGUGGGAAAAAUGUCAGUGCUGCAUUCCUUGUGCUUUAUGGUAUUGCACUGGCGAUUGAAGGAUGGGGUGUUGUUGCCAGCUUGAAAAUCUACCCGCCUUUUGCCGGUGCUGCUGUUUCAGCUAUUACGCUUGUUGUGGCCUUUGGCUUUGCCGUGUCACGUUCAUGCUUAACCCUUGAGAUGGUGGAAGAUGCUGUUCACUUCCUCAGUAAGGACACUGUGGUACAAGCAAUCGCUAGAUCUGCAACCAAGACAAGAAAUGCUUUAUCUGGAACAUACUCAGCUCCUCAAAGGUCGGCCAGUUCAGCUGCACUUUUGGUUGGGGACCCAACCAUUGCGCGUGAUAGGGCAGGGAACUUUGUGCUUCCUAGGGCUGAUGUCAUGAAAUUAAGAGACCGUUUGCGAAAUGAAGAGCUGGCUGCAGGAUCACUUUUCUCCCGAUUGGGAGAUUGGAGAGUAUUACGGAAGGAAAUCACGGGUGAUUUAGGCCACAGAAGAGAAAUGUGUGCCCAUGCCCGAAUUCUUGCCCUCGAAGAAGCUAUUGACACCGAGUGGGUAUAUAUGUGGGAUAAGUUUGGUGGUUAUUUGCUUCUUUUGCUUGGUUUGACCGCCAAGGCCGAAAGGGUGCAGGAUGAGGUUAGGUUGAGACUCUUCUUGGAUAGCAUAGGUUUUGCUGAUCUAAGUGCAAAGAAAAUCAAGAAGUGGAUGCCUGAAGACCGCAGACAGUUUGAAAUCAUACAGGAGAGCUAUAUACGAGAGAAGGAGAUGGAAGAGGAAGCUCUGAUGCAGAGACGUGAAGAGGAAGGUAGAGGCAAAGAGAGGAGAAAAGCUCUUCUAGAGAAGGAGGAACGCAAGUGGAAGGAAAUUGAGUCAUCUCUCAUAUCAUCCAUCCCAAAUGCUGGCAGCCGGGAGGCAACCGCCAUGGCAGCCGCUGUCCGUGCAGUUGGAGGUGAUUCCGUACUCGAUGAUUCGUUUGCACGCGAGAGAGUAUCCAACAUUGCUCGUAGGAUUCGUGCGACUCAAUUGUCUCAAAGAGCACUGCAGACUGGACUUGCUGGUGCUGUAUGUGUUCUUGAUGAUGAGCCGACUACAAGUGGCAGGCACUGUGGCCAGAUUGACCCUAGUUUAUGCCAGAGCCAAAAGGUCAGCUUCUCGGUUGCUGUGUUGAUCCAACCCGACUCUGGCCCAGUCUGUCUCUUGGGCACUGAAUUUCAGCGAAAAGUCUGCUGGGAAAUUCUGGUGGCUGGUUCUGAACAAGGUAUUGAAUCAGGACAAGUUGGUCUCCGUUUAAUAACAAAAGGGGAUAGGCAGACUACUGUUGCAAAGGAGUGGAGUAUAAGUUCGUCAUGUGUUGCUGAUGGAAGGUGGCAUGUUAUUACGAUGACUAUUGAUGCCGAUUUAGGUGAAGCGACUUGCUUUGUUGAUGGGGUUUAUGAUGGCUACCAGACGGGACUCCCGCUCAAUGUGGGCCAUGGUAUAUGGGAACAGGGCACGGAAGUUUGGAUUGGUGUGAGGCCCCCAAUGGAUCUGGACGCAUUUGGGAGGUCGGAUAGCGAGGUCAACGAGCCAAAGAUGCACGUGAUGGAUGUUUUCUUCUGGGGAAGGUGUUUGAAUGAAGACGAAAUUGCUACUCUUCCAUCUGCCGUUGGCCCUGGGGAUUGCGAUUUGAUGGACUAUACUGAUGACAACUGGCAGUGGGAAGAUUCUCCCCCUAGGGUCGAGGACUGGGAAAGCGACCCUGCUGAGGUUGAUCUGUACGACAGGGACGAGGUAGACUGGGAUGGACAGUAUUCAAGUGGGCGGAAAAGGAGAUCGGACCGGGAAGGGGUUAUUCUGGACGUAGAUUCCUUCACGAAAAGGUUGAGGAAACCUAGGAUGGAGACUCAGGAAGAAAUCAACCAACGCAUGCGUUCGGUUGAGUUAGCUGUUAAGGAAGCUCUCUUGGCAAGGGGGGAGCUGCAUUUUACCGAUCAGGAGUUCCCACCCAGUGACCGCUCUUUGUUUGUUGAUCCCGACAACCCACCAUUUAAGUUGCAGGUUGUUUCUCAAUGGAUGAGACCGGAUGAAAUAGUUAAAGAGAAGCAUCUGAGUUCUGGUCCAUGUUUAUUUUCGGGGACUGCAAAUCCUUCUGAUGUUUGUCAGGGCCGGUUGGGCGAUUGUUGGUUUUUGAGUGCGGUUGCUGUGCUGACUGAGGUGUCACGAGUAUCCGAAGUCAUUAUAACUCCAGAUUACAAUGAGGAAGGAAUUUAUACAGUUCGGUUUUGCAUUCAGGGCGAAUGGGUUCCUGUUGUUGUUGAUGAUUGGAUCCCGUGCGAGUCACCUGGCAAACCUGCAUUUGCAACCAGCAAAAAGGGAAAUGAAUUAUGGGUCUCUAUACUCGAAAAGGCAUACGCCAAGCUUCACGGGUCGUAUGAAGCAUUGGAAGGUGGGCUUGUGCAAGAUGCUCUAGUUGACCUAACUGGAGGUGCGGGUGAGGAGAUUGACAUGAGAAGUGCUCAGUCCCAGAUCGAUCUUGCUAGUGGAAGACUCUGGUCCCAACUAUUGCGUUUUAAACAAGAAGGCUUCUUGCUCGGUGCUGGUAGUCCAUCGGGAUCGGAUGUGCAUGUCUCGUCUUCUGGUAUCGUGCAAGGCCAUGCUUACUCGAUAUUGCAGGUACGCGAAGUAGAUGGACAUAAACUUGUUCAGAUCAGAAACCCUUGGGCAAAUGAGGUUGAGUGGAACGGGCCUUGGUCUGAUUCAUCACCCGAGUGGACGGAUAGGAUGAAGCACAAACUGAAGCACACACCUCAAGCGAAAGACGGUAUCUUCUGGAUGUCGUGGCAGGAUUUCCAAAUACAUUUCAGGUCGAUAUACGUAUGCCGUGUCUACCCACCAGAAAUGCGUUAUUCCAUUCACAGUCAGUGGCGUGGAUACAGUGCCGGGGGAUGUCAAGACUAUGAGACUUGGCAUCAGAACCCACAAUUUCGACUUAGAGCCAAUGGCCCUGAUGCAUCAUUACCCAUUCACGUGUUCAUUACCUUAACUCAGGGUGUGAGGUUCUCAAGAACAACAGCUGGGUUCCGAAAUUACCAGUCGAGCCACGAUUCAAUGAUGUUCUACAUAGGCAUGAGGAUCCUCAAGACGCGGGGCCGCCGUGCGGCCUACAACAUCUACCUUCACGAGUCGGUAGGUGGGACCGACUAUGUAAACUCCCGUGAAAUAUCGUGCGAGAUGGUCCUCGAUCCUGAUCCUAAAGGUUAUACCAUAGUACCUACCACGAUCCACCCAGGGGAGGAGGCCCCUUUUGUUCUCUCUGUCUUCACCAAGUCGUCUGUUACCCUCGAGGCUUUAUAG
This is a messenger RNA of Striga hermonthica, 6426 nucleotides long. The record is from the annotation of a GenBank genome assembly. Lineage: Eukaryota; Viridiplantae; Streptophyta; Magnoliopsida; Lamiales; Orobanchaceae.